Messenger RNA from Branchiostoma floridae (Florida lancelet), 984 nucleotides. Its product is annotated as chitin synthase chs-2-like. Gene Ontology annotation, molecular function: chitin synthase activity. The coding region runs from base 1 to 984 and encodes 327 amino acids. Lineage: Eukaryota; Metazoa; Chordata; Leptocardii; Amphioxiformes; Branchiostomatidae. The record is from RefSeq and is a predicted model, not a curated record. The transcript has 6 exons. Gene Ontology annotation, cellular component: cell periphery; cell septum.
AUGGAGACAUGGGAUGAAAUGUCACAGUACUUGAAGUCGAUCAAAAAGGUGGCGGCAUCACAGAAGUUGGGAGAAGAAUACAGCUGGGCUGGAAAGUUUGAAGUACAUGUGUACUUCGACAACGGCGCGAGAGGGAGCAAGCUGACAGACUUUUCCGCUCAGCUCGUCUGUCUUGUGCAGAGUAUAUUUAAAGGAAACUACACUGGAAACUUCCUGUGUUCCCUUCAACUGCCACUACACAUACACCUAAAAGACAACCAGGAGGUGAAGAGCAAGAAACGAUGGAGCCAAGUCAUGUACAUGGAGUCUGCCAUAGACCGCAUAUCACAUGAAGACGAUUCAAGUGUGAAGUACAUCCUAGCGACCGAUGGAGAUGUGGACUUUGACGCCGAUUCUAUAGUGGCCAUGCUUCUGCAGAUGCUAAGCGAUAGAGAAGAGGAUGUUGGCGCAGUCUGUGCACGGACACAUCCCGUCGGAUCCGGACCGUUAGUGUGGUACCAGAUGUUUGACUAUGCAAUCGGGCAUUGGCUUCAGAAGGUCGCUAACCACGUGCUGGGUUCUGUACUGUGUUCCCCCGGGUGCUUCAGUGUCUACCGUGUGGAGGCCAUCGCUGACGUGCUGGAGGAGUACCGAUCUGACGUGGAGGAGGCCUCGGACUUUCUCACUAAGGACAUGGGGGAGGAUAGAUGGUUCACAACACUACUGGUUAAGGCUGGUUGGAAGAUAAACUACUGCGCCGGAGCCGUUGACUCCACCCAUUGUCCUGAAGAGUUUGGUGAGUUCUGGAAGCAGCGGAGGCGCUGGAUCCCGUCAACUCUGGCCAACCAGAUCCUCCUGCUCAAGAACUGGAAGGACGUCAAAAAGAACAAUAAAUACAUCUCCAUGGGUUUCCUCCUCUACCAGGUUAUCCUGCUCUUGUCGACUGUCAUCAGCCCCUCUACCUGCAUCCUCACCAUCACCGGUAGUACAUUCUUAUGUGGCUGA